Messenger RNA from Nasonia vitripennis (jewel wasp), 898 nucleotides. RefSeq names its product ribonuclease P protein subunit rpr2 (gene Rpp21). The record is from RefSeq and is a predicted model, not a curated record. Lineage: Eukaryota; Metazoa; Arthropoda; Insecta; Hymenoptera; Pteromalidae. Gene Ontology annotation, cellular component: nucleolar ribonuclease P complex. The transcript is spliced from 3 exons. Bases 285 to 794 code for a protein of 169 amino acids. Gene Ontology annotation, biological process: tRNA processing.
AAUGGAUUUGAAUCUUUCUAGAAAUAGAAUACAUUAACUCCAUUGAUGCUUUUUAUCAUUUUAAAUCUAUAGCCUGAACUUGGGUAAAAGUCGCUUGUAGAGGGCAUGGCGAUUUUUCUCGACUCUGUCUGCGAGCAACUUCAGAUAAUAACAAGACCACGUUGUUCACACCAAUGAAUGAGGUAAACAAAACAAGAUGUGAUUUAAAGUAAUAAAGGAAAAUAAACUGUUGAAUUAAUCAUCUGGCCUUGGAGCAAGUGACCACUGUAAAAUACAUUGACAAAAUGAAAAAGUCAUCAGCUAUAAACGAAAAACUUUGCCAAGGCAAGGAUGUUUUUGAACGGAUGAAUUUCUUGUAUCAGGCAAGUUUUCUGUUAUCGUCAAAAAAUAAAGCCCUUGCAUCGUAUUAUGGCUCCAUCAUGACAAGCUGUGCUAAAAAAGCUGUUCUUAGAGUGGAUCACAACUUAAAAAGGACUGUUUGCAGAGCAUGUCAAAGUCCUUUAAUUCCUGGCAAGACAGCCAAGGUACGAUUGAUGCCUAAAAACAAAUUAAUCAAGACUGUGUGUUUGAUAUGUAAAACCAAAAAGCAAAUACCAUAUAAGGGAAAGCAUAAACUGUGGUUUGACCAACCAGAAGCAUUGUUGGAGACAUUUGAAUACAAGCUGAAGAAGAAAACGACUAAUGUGGAAAAAAAUGUUAGCAACGGAGAAUCAAAGGACAGUGAUGCUCCAGAAAGUGCUAAAAAGCAGAAAUUGAAUGAUGGCAAUAAUGCCACUGACAACAAAGCAUCAUGAAUUUUAAGACUGCAUAUAUUUAUUUCAAAAGCAGGAAAAAUGUUAUAUGUUGUACAUACCUUCAAUAUGUUAUGUAAUAAAUAAGUUAUUUUCUAAAAGUUUUA